AUGGCAUCGGCUGGUGAGAAUGGGGUCACCACACACAGUAGGAAGCGCACACACCUUUCAGCCAAGCUUUCGUCACCUGAAUCUUCAAACAAAGAAGAUGCACUGCUUUCUGCUGAUUCACAUCUACAACUUCCAUCACAGAGUAUCUACAAACCAGCUCCUUUCAGUCAUGAGCCAGAAGCUUUGAAAAUCAGAUCGCAGGUUGACUACACAGUUAGAAUUUCCUUGGAAGAUUCAAAAGCUGGAACGGUACCAAGAGCGGUGAGAAUCUAUGCUGAUGGCAUUUAUGACAUGUUCCACAUGGGACACGCUCGUCAACUUAUGCAAGCCAAGAAUGCAUUCCCUAAAGCUUAUCUCAUAGUCGGAAUUUGUAGUGAUGAGCUGACAUUCAGGAUGAAAGGGCGGACAGUCAUGAAUGAUGCAGAGCGUUAUGAGGCAGUUCGACACUGUCGAUAUGUUGAUGAAGUUGUCACGGAUGCACCUUGGACUUUGGACAUGGAUUUUCUCGAUAAACACAAGAUAGACUUUGUGGCUCAUGAUGAACUUCCAUAUGCAACCACCUCUGAAGACGAUGUGUACCAGUUUGUCAAGGACAGGGGCAUGUUUUUGGCCACAGAAAGGACAGAAGGUGUUUCCACCACUGAUGUGAUCACCAGGAUUAUCAAAGAUUAUGACCUGUACAUCCGCAGAAAUCUGGCCAGGGGAUACUCUCACAAAGAAUUGAAUGUUAGCUAUAUGAAGGCUAAAAGACUCCGGUUAAAAGACAAUUAUGAAAGGUUGGAGAACAAGCUGAAGGAUAAAGGCAAGAACUUAAUGGACAAGUGGAAAGGGCAGCUUGACAGGGGCAACUCACUGUUACAUCGAUGGGAACAUAAGUCCAAGGAGUUUAUUGGCAAUUUUGUGGAUAUGUUUGGCAAAGAUGGCAAAUUUAGUCAGUGGAUACAGGAGAAUACUAUGAGAAUCGGCCGAGCCAUGUCUCCAUCUCCUUCACCUCUGCCAGAAUCCCCGCCCUCACCUUCUACCUCAGACCCAGGAGCCAGCCCUCCUACAAAACGAAGCCGCUACGCCCCGCCACUGAUUUUAGUGGAAGAGCAGGAUUCUGACACAGAUGAGGAGGACUAUUGA
Molecule: messenger RNA, 1125 nt
Organism: Candidula unifasciata
Lineage: Eukaryota; Metazoa; Mollusca; Gastropoda; Stylommatophora; Geomitridae
Source: the annotation of a GenBank genome assembly